GCCUUGUCACCCUUCAGUCAACUAAACAGCUCCGAGGCGAUAGCAUCCAUUUAUCCAAAAUAUUUGUGUUUCCGUUUUUUUUUAUUUUGUUUUAAGGUUUUUUUACAUUCAAAACCACACACAAAGGAUUUGCCUGGAACAUGAAGAGCAUAGUGGCUCAGACGGAAUGCCAGCUGCGGCCUCUCAAGGUGUCCGGCUUGGUGACGGCGCUCAAGACGGCCCGCGGUGAUCAGCCGGGCAAGAGCAGCGCGGUCUGCAAGCUGGUGGCGCAGAUGGUGGCCGGUCAGGUGAAGUUCCAGUGGACGCCGCACCUGACGUCGCUGAUCGAACGCCCGGACACGAGCACCCGUCACCUGUGGCGGCCAUAUGUGAGCUACAGCAGCCGCUACGCCCGCAAACUAUCCGGCCAAAUGGAGCGACGCGGCUCGAGCAUCAGCUUCCUCAGUCGCAGCCUGGCGAGGAAGGGUCAGCACUCGAGUUCGACGUGCUGCGUGCUGCCGGUGAAGACGCGAUAUGCCCCCAAAACGCUGCAGGGGCGAGAGUGGCCCAUUUGGCGCCAGUCCUCGAUGCGACCGCUGCUGCUGCCGUCGUCCAAUCUGUGGACGGGUGUGCUCAGCAAGCGUUUCUAUGUCCCACAUGUCCCACGACUGCGUCCCCUCGAGGAGGAGGAGGAGGUGGAGCGCCGCGCAGUGCCCCAGCUGAGGAUCACCAAGGAGCAGAGCGAGGAGGAGGAGCAACAGCUCCAGCGGCGCAAAGACGGCAGUCGCCUGCGCAGCGAGUGCUCUGACAUCUAUUUGUCCAAGGAGGAGCAGGACUACAACGAGCGGGAGCGGGAGAAUAGGCGACAUCGACAGCCCUACGUUCCCAGCGAACUGAUGACCCCCGAACUGGCCACCAAGUGGCAAACCACCAAUGCCACAGGCAGCGACAGGGAGCGCCAGCUGCUGGAUCUCGGCCAGCAGUUGAAGACGCGGCCAUCCGUGCGGAUGACGACACACACCUGGAGCAGCGGCAGCCAGAGGAGACAACGCAGCCGUCGUUCCAGCGCCCAGAGGAAUCCGAUCGUCUCCGAGCUCGAAGGCUGGCGCCGACUGUCCAAUCACCAGCCAGUGCCCGUCUUCCAGGGCGAACCCGCCGAGCAGGAGCACCUGCGUCACGCCAGCAGCAGGACCAGCGCCAGGUGCAUGACGGAGGACCAAGAGAGUUGCCAGAUGGUGUGGGAGCCACAGAAGAGAUCAACGUGGCAGCGCACCCAGAUGACCAGCAGCAAGUCGGGUCAAAUGCCCAGCAUCCGGGCGGCCAAGUCGGCGGUCAUGAUGGCGCAGGAGGCGCGGAACAAGCACCACAGGCUGAUCACCAAGGAGCUGGUCUACAGGCCCAGGCGACCGGUGGACGCAGUGGAAGCAGAGGGCACAGAGGAUCCGGAUCCACGCCAUCGUCCCACCGGCGGAGGCCGGAAGAUGGCCAAGGGAGCUCCGGAGCGGGCACUGCUCAAACAGCAUCUGGCCGAUCUGCUGCCCGUCUCACAGCCAGUGGACUCCUUUCGGAUUGGCUACCAGCCCAAUGCGCCCACCCGGCAGCUCCUCGAGCAGGGCAAGUGCUAUGUGUCGCUGCGCCGCGAGCAGUUCAUCCACCUGCAUCCCGUGCGACCCAAUUCCCUCAUCCAUGCGGCCGAUCUGGAGAUGAGGGAGUCGCCCCGUCAGCCGGUGACCACGCUGCAUCGCAGGGAUGGCGCCAAACGACCGCGUCCCGUGGAGGUGGUGGUCAAGCCAUCGCUACUCACGGUGAUCCGUCAGAAUGCCGCCACCUGGGACCACAAUAGCCGGAAAGUGGCCGCCAAGAGGUGCGAUUUGGUGGGUGUGCGUCCCAAGGAGCAGGCCUACCUGCGGCGCCCGGUGCGGAAUACCUCGUCCGUGGAGGCCAUCGUCAAGGCCCAACGCAGGCCCACAUCCGAACCGAAGAGCCACACGUCGGCCAGUGACUACCACCGAGUGGCGAGCCAGAGGCUGCCGCAUGUGACCAGCAAGCUGGACAUCAGCAAGGCGGCAGAUCCCUUCAAGGAUCUCGACGAGCCGCGCAUCAAGGAGAAGGAGGUGGCCGCCAGCUGGAAGCAGGCGCAUGUGGCCGGCAGCAACAAGUACGAGGCGUCCACUUCCUACCGCCGGCGAGCGUAUCCCGGCAAGAAGUGCACCACCAAGGACAUGACGGACGGUUACUUUCUGGCCAAGCGCAGCUCCUCCACGGCGGUGAUCGCACAAGCGGCAUCCUCGAGGAAGGUGAAGCCACCCAAGCCACCAGUGGUCAGUCCAAAGGUUCAGGUGCCCAGCGUGCUGCACAAGCAGAGGUCCCACGACAGACUUGGUCUGGAGGCCACAAAGCCGGAGAAGCUCUGGCGAUAGGAGCCGUCUUUUGACCACAAAACCCGGACAAUCGAAGGCAAAUCCACAUUCGAAGCGGAAUUCCAAAUUGAGCAGUGAACACUACAAAUAUACAACAUUAUACACACACACACACACACCUGGUGGAUCGAUGCUCCUCCCCGGAGACCUAUUUUCAAAUCGGAAAACUCGGAACUCGAAACUCGAAACUCCAAUCCAAAACUAUACUAUCGCUAAAAUUGCAUCAUUCGAUCUUUCGAAACGAAAACGAGCAGAAUGGAAAAUUCCAAAAAUCUGAGGGUACAACUGCUUCGAAACGAUCGCUUUCAUCCAUAUCCAUAUCCAUUUUGGCAUAUUGAUAGUUCUUUAUAACUCUUUGUUUUCUUUUUAUAUAUAUAGACCACUGUUUUUUUUUUCUUUUUUCGAGAAUAGGAGACAGCCGUUUCAAUGCCGUUUAAAUUGAGACAUUAGUGUUGCUACGAGUAGAGUCAACAAAUUGGUAGUUGUUACAUACGUAUUGCCCAUUACAAAAAAAUGAUAUGAUAUGUUAGUCCCAUAACUCAAUACGCUGCAAAAUUAUGGACAGUGGUGACACUAUGUAAAAAUUCUUGAAUAAAAACGGAAACAAUGGAAUGUCUCGAA
Drosophila teissieri is the source of this 3020-nucleotide messenger RNA. Its product is annotated as protein xmas-1-like. Bases 141 to 2399 code for a protein of 752 amino acids. The record is from RefSeq and is a predicted model, not a curated record. NCBI's taxonomy places the organism in Eukaryota, Metazoa, Arthropoda, Insecta, Diptera, Drosophilidae. The transcript has 3 exons.